AUGUCGUCACUCAAAUACAUUCUGGGCGAUAACGAGGAUGAGUAUCAUCCGCCAACCCACAACUCGCAUGGCACAGAAGGGACAUCAGCACACGCCAACACAUCGACCCUUGUCUACCGAGGAAGCAACAACAAACCAGGAAAGUCUAGCAAGCCCGGCGGUAGCAGCAGUAGCAGCUCAUCCAAGCCAUCCGGUUCCAGUUCAAAGACCGUCCAUCAUCAUUCCUCCAAGGGCAAGUCCAGCAGCAAGGGCAAGCACAAAGCUGCCGAAGACGACAACCUUGACGACGUAGACGACUACGACUACGACCAAUCCUCCACCCAGCUCGCCAUGGACUCUGGCGCCGAGUACGGUUCCUCUGCGGAGGGUCAAUACUACCAGCAGUCACAUCAUGGCCACAGCCACCAUGGCCAUCACGAACAUCAUAGCCACCAUGGUCAUCACGGAAGCAACCGAGGUGGCCACGGCGGCUAUUACAUGGACCCUAACGCUGGGGCCGGUUACGCACAUAUGCAGGAUACUGCCGUCAUGCACAACGCCGGUGUGGCCAUGGACGGCUCCUACGAAGCCGCGUCUAUUCACCAAUACGGCGCCAUGCACGGCAUGGACUCAUCUUCGAUGUCGGCGCACGGCGACAUGUCUGGGCACUACGGCGGCAUGGUUGGGUACGCCGAUCAUAGAGACACCAGCUAUACACCCAUAACCCGUCGUCAGAGUCGAGCGCUGAAGGGAAAGCCUGUCCACAGUGUGGUUCACGACGAGCUUGAUCCUGAUGUGACAAAGACAUACAUGGAGGAUGGCCUCCAACGGAAGCGGCUCAAACGACAGUACUGA
Sporothrix brasiliensis 5110 is the source of this 834-nucleotide messenger RNA. RefSeq lists its product as uncharacterized. The record is from RefSeq and is a predicted model, not a curated record. The transcript is spliced from 3 exons. Lineage: Eukaryota; Fungi; Ascomycota; Sordariomycetes; Ophiostomatales; Ophiostomataceae. Bases 1 to 834 code for a protein of 277 amino acids.